UUGUGGCUACUGUUUACUUCCGUCACGAGCACUGCGUCGGUUCGAGGAGCCCAGUGGGAAGCGAUGGAGCUAUUUCAUUUCCUCCCUUUUCUACUCUUUAUCGUUUGCUUUAACAAAGGGGCGUUGUGUCGUGAUAAUGUAGAACUCCUUAUCCAUUCAGAUUCAGUUAUACAAAUAACUGGUUCACAUUUUCUGAGCAUGACUAUUGAUUCUAAUGUUUCCCAGGCGAAUUGGGGGAAGCUUGAUUUUCGAUCUAAGAAGUUGCAAGCUAUUGCUAAAGCUCUGUCUCCAUGUUACCUGAGGAUGGGUGGAAAUAAGGCAGAUUUCCUUAUAUUCUCUAUCAAUGAAACAGAGUCUAUUAGUCCCGAGACACAGGAAGCCAAGCACAUAAGGGGCCAGGGUGCUGUACAUCAAGACAAACCCAUCCAAUUUGUUCCAUUAUUGAAGGAUUUUGAAUACGAGAAAAAAAAGAACUUUACAAAUUUUACAAUGACAGCUAGUAUGUGGGAUGAUAUCAACCAUUUCAUGAACAAGGUGGGAUGGGACUUUCUUUUCGAUCUCAAUGUCUUCCUUCGUAGUGAUGGCCAUUGGGAUUCUGAUAAUGCUAAGCUGCUACUGAAAUACACAGCAUCAAAGGGAUAUCGUUUAGCAGGAUGGGAACUUGGAAAUGAACCAGAUGAUUUCCAUGGAUACGGAUUUGACAUUUCACCUACUCAACUUGCCAAAGACUAUUCCACAAUGAAAAACUUGCUGAAAAUGUUGCCUGAUUAUGAGAAUUUUCAAAUCAUGGGACCAAGUGUCACUCAGUUGUUACAUGUACGAUCACAGAUAUAUUUCUCAGAUUUUCUUCAGAAUGGUGCAGGAAAAAUUGUAACAGCUCCAACAUUUCACCAUUACUAUGUGGAUGGAAGGAUAGCUGCUAUAGGGGAUUUCCUCAGUCCACAUGUUCUUGAUGGCCUGGCACCUGAGAUCAUCACGGGUAACAAAAUUGCAGCCCAGUAUGCUCCUGGAAAGAGGGUAUGGAUUGGUGAAACAAGCUCUGCCUGGGGAGGGGGAGCCAGCGGACUUUCUGACAGAUAUGUUGCUGGAUUCAUGUGGUUGGAUAAGCUUGGUGUGGCUGCCAGUCAAGGAAUUGAGGUGGUAAUACGCCAGGCAUUCUACGGUGCUAAUUAUGGUUUGAUUGACUGGCAAACCUUGGAGCCGAAUCCUGAUUAUUGGUUAUCUGUGCUCUACAAGAAACUUGUGGGUUCCAAAGUGUUGCAGACUGAGAGCUCUGACAAAACGAGACACUUGCGAGCUUAUGCUCACUGUUCUACAGACAAAUUUCCUGCUGGAAGUGUAACUGUUUACAUAUUAAAUCUCUGGUCUACAGCGGUAAAUGUCACAUCUAGUCUAUUUGGGAAUCAAGAAAUUCAGAAGUUUCUUCUUCACUCCAAUGGGGAUCUACGGUCUCAAGAUGUUUAUCUGAACGGAAAACUACUGCAUAUGGAAGGUGAUUCUUUGCCAGACUUUAUACCUACCUCUGUCCGUGCUCCAGUGUCCUGGCCUGCUCAGACUUUUGGAUUUCUGGUUUUGCCCAAUGCGAAAGCAAAAGCCUGUAUGUGAUCAUGAUGAGUCUGAAGAAUGGGAGUGGGAGUUAUGAAUACAUGCAUUCCUUAUGGAGUAAUGAAGGCAUCUUGUGUUGUAUGUAUACAGUCAUGGAGAAAUUACCUAUUUAACGUUACAUUAAACAGAAUGUGUCAUAAUAACUUUGGUUUUCCUUUGAGACGCUAUCCAAAUGUUGUGGGCUACUCUGAAUGCUAAUGAUUCAUGUCAUUUAACUUCCAUUCUUGCCAUAUGUUUUGGUUAAUGUCAUUUAACUUCCAAUAUUUACAUUCUGUGUGACAGUCUCCCAUUACUCCUGUUAAACCAGAUGGUAUUGAUCACUGUAUAAAUGCAGCCCAGAUCACAUGACGUCACUUCCGUCAGCGUCAAAAAAUGUUUGGCAAUGUGUUGCGGGUGAAUCAAACCUAACAAGGAUUUCGACUUAGAACAAUCGCAUAAAUAUGACGUUAUUUUGGUGCUUUGUUGAUCAUAGUCACGCCAAGGCUUUGUAUUACACAUCAAUUUGAAUGCAAGCCAAGCACUACAAUGAAAUUGAUUUCACAUGUGCCGUUCUUUCAAUUGAACAAACAGGGGAAUAGCUGAACUUAAACCCCAGAUUUAGCAAAGAGAAAGUGAAGCCUAACGGGCAUCAUUCUAUUUAUUGCCAAUAAAUACAAUCUACCAAG
This is a messenger RNA of Pecten maximus, 2270 nucleotides long. RefSeq names its product heparanase-like. Gene Ontology annotation, cellular component: membrane; extracellular matrix. Lineage: Eukaryota; Metazoa; Mollusca; Bivalvia; Pectinida; Pectinidae. The record is from RefSeq and is a predicted model, not a curated record. Bases 64 to 1605 code for a protein of 513 amino acids. The transcript is spliced from 10 exons. Gene Ontology annotation, molecular function: hydrolase activity, acting on glycosyl bonds.